Messenger RNA from Neoarthrinium moseri, 1050 nucleotides. RefSeq lists its product as uncharacterized. The record is from RefSeq and is a predicted model, not a curated record. Lineage: Eukaryota; Fungi; Ascomycota; Sordariomycetes; Amphisphaeriales; Apiosporaceae. The coding region runs from base 1 to 1050 and encodes 349 amino acids. The transcript has a single exon.
AUGCUUCCCCUCAGCCCCGAAGAAGUGACUGUGGAAUGGAUGUCCAAUACACUGGGCCAGAGGGUCAAGACGGUUGAGUAUACUGGGGCCAUUCAUACGACUGCGAGUAAACUUUUCGUCACGGUGAAGUACGAGGACGAGAAAGAAGACGAUGGCUCCAGACCAGCCAAGCUGUGUAUCAAAGGGGGCUUCACAGAUAUGGCAGAACGGUUCCCCUGGAUCAUCUUGAUCUAUCAAAGAGAGGUGGAAUUUUUCAACAGAAUUGCCCCGACGCUCAAAGGGCUAGAGCUCCCAAAAUGUUGGUGGGCAAGCUCCGAUGCGAAGCAAGGCAUCGUCGUAAUGGACGACUUGAAUGCCCGGGGCUUCACAUUUGGCGACCCGCAAUUCGAAUGGAGCAUCGAGAAAGUUCUGGCCAGCGUCGAACAGCUAGCCGUUCUGCAUGCUGGAACCUGGGGCGUCAGGGCAGAAGAUUACCCCUGGCUGACAGCAGACUAUGAACACGCAAUUCUGUCACUGGCGGAUACCUACGAACAGACAAUAAACAGCCCUGGUCGCCCACAACUCAUCGAGUCCUUGACGGACCAGAGCCGUGUAAUCGGUGCCCUGAAGAAACACUUCCGGUGUCGAGACCCCAGGUUCCGCUGCCUGCUACACGGUGAUACACAUACGGGGAACACGUUCAUCAAUCCCAGCGGAUCCCCUGGAUUUCUCGACUGGCAGAUGAUACACAUUGGCUCGGCGUUCCACGACGUUGCGUACUUUGUGACGGGUGCGUUGAGCGUCGACAACAGAAGAAAACACGAGGGUCGCAUUAUUGACCAUUAUUUGACUUGUCUGGGUAACCUCAGGGCACCCAAUUUCUCCCGUGAUGAGGUGAUGGUCGAGUAUAGAAAAUCACUAUUGGCUGGCAUAGGAUGGAUCAUGGCUCCAGACUCGAUGCAGUCAAUGGAAAGAACGCUCCCCAUGAUUGGACGAUACGUCGCAGCCAUGGACGAUCACAAGACUAUCGAGCUCAUUGAGUCAGUGCCGGAUACGAAGAGCGGCAGCUAG